Molecule: messenger RNA, 678 nt
Organism: Sparassis crispa
Lineage: Eukaryota; Fungi; Basidiomycota; Agaricomycetes; Polyporales; Sparassidaceae
Exons: 3
Coding region: 1-678 (225 amino acids)
Source: RefSeq, a predicted model, not a curated record
AUGAACAGAUACACCGAUGAUCUCCGUUGCUUUCCCCCGUGGACGGUGCUCAGUGAUCCAAGCCCUGGCUCGCCGCUCCCCGAGUUGCCGUACAGCUUCUGCCAGAUGGAGCUCGCGUGUGUGACGGUCGCGAUCCUUAUGUGUGUGUUUGCGGAGCCAGGACGAGUGCUCCCCAAUUUGUAUGCGGAGCAUGCUAUCGGACCUAUCGUUGGCCUCAUCUUCAACGCACUCUUCGCCAAAAGGGAGCUGAUUGCUCUAGACGGUGUCAAUACCUCCGACUCGACCACAACUGGAAGCAACUGUCCACUUCAUGUACAUCUGUGUGAUAAUGGUACAUGCAUUCGUUAUGACACCUACGCUCGCGAAAGCUAUGGAUCUGAUUCCAUCACUGAGUCUUCGAGCGAUGCAGAGGCGCUUGGUAUGGACGAUGCACAGAUCGGGGAGUUCUUGAACGACUACAUUGAGGUGCUCCCCCUACAUAGUGCCUAUUGGACACCGGCGUGCAACUCCGGCACAGGAGAUUCAGACUUGCACGCUCCCUACCGCUGGGGACCGUCAUGGACGCCAGAUACAUCCAUGUGGGGGCCGCAGCGGAGGGAUCACCACGUUGUAAACAACCAUCGGGAGCGCCAUCUGACACCGUUAUCAGAGAAGCCUCAGCACGAGCAGCAGGCCUGA